Chanos chanos (milkfish) is the source of this 2576-nucleotide messenger RNA. RefSeq names its product Meis homeobox 1 b (gene meis1b). NCBI's taxonomy places the organism in Eukaryota, Metazoa, Chordata, Actinopteri, Gonorynchiformes, Chanidae. Gene Ontology annotation, biological process: regulation of DNA-templated transcription. Gene Ontology annotation, molecular function: DNA binding. The coding region runs from base 557 to 1972 and encodes 471 amino acids. The transcript is spliced from 12 exons. The record is from RefSeq and is a predicted model, not a curated record.
GAAGGCAGCUCGCAGCAUCGAUCGUGGCUCCUUUAAGAAAAACUAAGCCAGAAUUAUCACCCCACCUCCUCUUGAUCUCAUUUAGAGGCUAUUGCAUAAAAAAUCAACCCAGGAGCUGAGAGUGAUCAAAGAAACCAGAGAGCUUCAUUUUUGUGUGCAUUUGAGUAUUAACGUUAGGUGUGCUAACCAGUGGAAGCGCGCGGAGGAUCAUCAUUCAUCCAAUACUUUGACAACCUCGCGUUUGAUUGACAGCUGGAGUGGCAAAAAGCCAUGAGACUCGCUAGAUUUGUUUGAGGGGUAUUUUCAUACUGGUUUGGAAAAGAAGAUUCGUUUGCACACUGUCACUGUCCUGGGGAAAGCCAAGGACGUAUUUGCCGUUCUCUUGCUGAACUUGUACUGCAGGACUGGCUCCAGCGUUCACUUAAGACAGGGCAUACGGAUUUUUUUCUGAGAAAAAAAUCUCGCAUUUGGAGUUUGCGUGUUUAUGUCCUCUUCACCCUGGCCUCAUAGGGGAUAUAUUUUAAGUUAAAGGAAGACGAGGGGAGUGUGGAGGGAGAUGGCGCAGAGGUACGAAGAUUUACCCCACUAUGGAAUGGACGGAGUAGGAAUCCCGACAACGAUGUACGGCGAUCCACACGCGGCCAGAUCCAUGCAAGCAGUCCACCUGAAUCACGGUCCCCAGCUCCACCCGCACCAGUACCCGCACACAGCCCACACCAACGCCAUGCCUCCAAGUAUGGGUUCUUCGGUCAACGACGCUCUAAAAAGAGAUAAAGACGCCAUUUAUGGACACCCCCUGUUCCCACUCCUUGCACUGAUUUUUGAGAAAUGUGAAUUAGCCACUUGCACACCCAGAGAACCCGGUGUGGCGGGAGGUGAUGUCUGUUCAUCAGAAUCUUUCAAUGAAGAUAUAGCAGUGUUUGCGAAGCAGAUUCGGGCAGAAAAGCCGUUGUUUUCAUCGAAUCCAGAGCUGGAUAAUCUGAUGAUUCAAGCCAUUCAAGUUUUACGGUUUCAUCUUCUAGAGCUGGAGAAGGUACAUGAACUCUGUGACAAUUUCUGUCAUCGGUACAUCAGCUGCUUGAAGGGCAAAAUGCCCAUCGACUUAGUCAUAGACGACAGAGAAGGCGGAUCAAAAUCAGACAGCGAAGAAAUCACAAGAUCUUCGGGGGCCCUUGAUCAGACCUCAUGGAACAGAGACCACGAUGACGCAGCAUCCACACGCUCCGGGGGGACACCAGGGCCAUCUAGCGGGGGUCACACGUCACACAGCGGCGACAACAGCAGCGAACAAGGUGACGGUCUGGACAACAGCGUGGCCUCCCCCAGCACAGGAGAUGACGAUGACCCAGACAAGGAGAAGAAGAGAAACAAAAAGCGUGGGAUCUUCCCCAAAGUAGCGACCAACAUCAUGAGAGCUUGGCUAUUCCAGCACUUAACGCACCCCUACCCAUCAGAAGAACAGAAGAAGCAGCUAGCACAAGACACCGGGCUUACCAUUCUACAAGUGAACAACUGGUUCAUUAAUGCGAGAAGGAGAAUAGUGCAGCCCAUGAUCGACCAGUCCAACCGAGCAGGCAUCCCCCUCCACCCUUCUCUAGUAAGUCAAGGAGCUCCAUACACCCCAGAUGGUCAGCCGAUGGGGGGGUUCGUGAUGGACGGCCAGCAGCACAUGGGAAUCAGACCACCUGGGCUGCAGGGUAUGCCGCAGGAUUACCUGCCUCACAGCAGCCCAGUGGGCAUGGGCAUGGGACAGCCGAGCUACAGUGCCCCUCACAUCCCCCCCUCCCCUGCCCAGCUGCGACACGGGCCUCCUAUGCGUUCCUACAUUCCUGGACACCCUCACCAUCCAGCAAUGUUAAUGCACGGAGGACCUGCCCACCAUGCCAUGCCCAUGUCAGCUUCCAGCCCCCCCAUACUCAACCCAGGAGACCCCAGCAUGGGCGGACAAGUCAUGGACAUCCAUGCCCGAUAAUAUAUAUUUUUUUUUUUUUAAAGAAAAAGAGGAUUCCUAAACUGAUUACAAUUGAGAGAAACUAAACUGAGAGACUUUGUUUUGUUUUGGUUUUUUUCCCCCUGGGGCUUAAAAGGGCACUCGUUUCAUAUUGGCUUUUUUGUUUUUGUUUUUUUUGUUGUUUUUUUUCAGAGACUGAAAUGCUCCAUUCUUGGCUACAGUUUUGGGGCCAAGAAAGAAGACACUUCAAUAUGCUGUGGGACACUUUAAAACAGACAGUGCCGUAUCCAUAGAAACAAACAGAGAAAUUACUAUAUCAGCUCCUUUGGGAGGAAGGUUGACAUACUGUAUACUGUUGUAAAAUUGCAUUGGACUCUCGAGAGAACUGGGAAUUAAGUAUUGUAAAUGCUAUCGUAUUGUUCUGCAUAUUAUGUUGUUUCUAAUAGAUUUUUUUAAAAAGGAUGUGAACUUUUUUUUCUUUCCACACUAUGUGUGUGCCAUCUCCAUAGACUGUUGACCUCCUCCCUCAAUCACCUUGCGUUUAAAAAAAAAAAAAAAAAAAAAAAAAAAGAUUAUGUGAAUAAAUCAGUAAUUCAUUGAACUGAUCAUUUUCCGGGCCUUUCUU